Messenger RNA from Brienomyrus brachyistius, 1358 nucleotides. RefSeq names its product histone H2B. The transcript has a single exon. Bases 30 to 404 code for a protein of 124 amino acids. Lineage: Eukaryota; Metazoa; Chordata; Actinopteri; Osteoglossiformes; Mormyridae. The record is from RefSeq and is a predicted model, not a curated record. Gene Ontology annotation, cellular component: nucleosome. Gene Ontology annotation, molecular function: DNA binding; structural constituent of chromatin; protein heterodimerization activity.
UCUACUCGUGUUUGUGAUAUUUUAGGAAAAUGCCUGAACCAGCGAAGUCCGCACCCAAGAAGGGCUCCAAGAAAGCGGUCACUAAGACCGCUGGAAAGGGAGGCAAGAAGCGUAAGAGGUCAAGGAAGGAGAGCUAUGCUAUCUACGUGUACAAGGUGCUGAAGCAGGUCCAUCCCGACACCGGUAUUUCUUCCAAGGCUAUGGGCAUCAUGAACUCCUUCGUGAACGACAUCUUCGAGCGCAUCGCCGGAGAGGCUUCCCGUCUUGCCCACUACAACAAGAGGUCAACCAUCACCUCCAGGGAGAUCCAGACUGCCGUGCGCCUUCUGCUCCCUGGUGAGCUGGCCAAGCACGCCGUUUCUGAGGGCACCAAGGCUGUGACCAAGUACACCAGCUCCAAGUAAAGUGCUCUGCUGGAGAGCUCAACAACCAACGGCUCUUUUAAGAGCCACCCACUCUCUCGAAAAAGGCAAAUCCCGACUACUCGAAUAUGAACAUAUGCGCUUGUUCACAAGCUCACUAAGGGAUUAUAGGGCUCAUCUUUUCAAUUAAAUUACUCAAGUUAUAAAAGCUAAGUUCCAAUGGAGUCCGUUCCAGACGGCAGUUUUUGGGUUCUGGAAUAUUUUAAUUACGAAGUAGUUGUAUGAAUGCCACGGGUUCUUAAUAUUUAAUAUGCAGUAUGCUUCGCUUGUACUGCAUACUAAACGAUUUUCGCAGUCUGUUGCAACGCGUACAAAUGUAUACCGUUCUAGAUUCAGGGACCCCCAAAGCGGUGUAUUUUAACAUGGUCUAGCAAAAUGUUAAUGAUCCAAUGUUGCACUUACUGGUCCUUGAAUAGUGUUAAGUCUUGUGUAGCUGUUGGGUAGCUCCUGCCCCAAGACAGUUAAUGCCUGUACCUGGACAUUAACUUUAAGCUCACCCUAGUUAUGCUUAGCUGACUCCUUGACGGCAUGAAUGUUUGCAGUGUGACAUUUGCCUCACUUCUGUGCGUCGCAUUGGACAAAGCGUCUGGUAGAUGUGUACAUUUGAAGCUAUUCAUUAUAUGAGACAAACCUUUUAUGUGGUGUCGAUACAAUUUUUAGGAAUAUUAUACCAUGAGAAGUCGAAUGUGUUCAUGUAAUAGCGGUAUUUGGUUAUGCGUGUUUUAAAAUGAACGAAAAUGUAUUCACUAUAUAAGUAAUUAUAUAUAUAUAUAUAUGUAUAUACACAAUAAACGAAACAGUCCACUAAUGAAUAAUUAGACUUUGUUAUUGAUAGGGUCAUGCAGUUCUUCACGUUGAUUGGCUAAGAGCUCUGUGGCAUGAUAUCCAAUGAGCGUAAGGCACUAUCUCAAUAAAGUCAUAGACCUACACAAGGAA